Scaptodrosophila lebanonensis is the source of this 1146-nucleotide messenger RNA. RefSeq names its product ATP synthase subunit b, mitochondrial (gene ATPsynB). Gene Ontology annotation, biological process: proton motive force-driven ATP synthesis. Gene Ontology annotation, molecular function: proton transmembrane transporter activity. Lineage: Eukaryota; Metazoa; Arthropoda; Insecta; Diptera; Drosophilidae. The transcript has 4 exons. Bases 235 to 975 code for a protein of 246 amino acids. The record is from RefSeq and is a predicted model, not a curated record.
AGCGUUGCCGCACGUUGUGGAAGAAUCACCCCGAAAAUAGCAACUGAGCAGUUCUGGCAGAGCACAGGUGUUAUAUUUUUUACGUACCACCAAAACGCUGGUUCACAAGCAUCAAUGCAAUUGAUAUUGUACUUGCGUAUUAUUUAUAAAGAUUACUAUUGUGAAUUGUCGCUACGGGCAAAGUGGUGAGGACGUCAAUUUCUUAGGCAAAUUCGUCGCAACAGCAUUAAGAAAAUGUUUCCCAGAGCCGCACUUCUUGCAGCACAACGCCCAUUGAGCGUGGUUGGCGCCCGUUCAGCAGCUGCCGCCGCUGCUGCACAGCCCGCUGGUGGUGCUGUUGAUCGCCGCCAGCGCCCCGAACAUCCUGGCAAGGUGCGUUUGGGUUUCAUUCCAGAGGAAUGGUUCCAGUUCUUCUACAACAAAACUGGUGUUACCGGACCCUACACAUUCGGCGUAGGUCUCAUCACCUAUCUGUGCUCCAAGGAAAUCUACGUCAUGGAGCAUGAAUACUACAGCGGUCUGUCGCUCGGCAUCAUGGCCAUUAUUGCUGUGAAGAAACUAGGCCCAGUCAUCGCCAAAUGGGCAGAUGGCGAAAUCGAUAAAAUCGAAUCCGAAUGGAAGGAAGGCCGCGAGUCUGAGCUGAAGGUGCUCGCCGAUGCCAUCGAGGCCGAAAAGAAGGAGCAAUGGCGCGCCGAUGGUGCUCUAUUGUUGAUGGAGGCCAAGAAGGAGAACAUCGCAUUGCAAUUGGAGGCUGCUUUCCGCGAGCGUGCCAUGAAUGUCUACUCAGAGGUGAAGCGUCGCUUGGACUACCAGGUCGAGUGCCGUCAUGUUGAGCGCCGCCUCAAUCAGAAGCACAUGGUCAACUGGAUUGUGUCCAGUGUGCUGUCCAGCAUCUCGCCCCAACAGGAGAAGGAGACCCUAAACAAGUGCAUUGCCGAUUUGAGUGCUUUGGCUCUGCGCGUCAAGUCCGCUUAAAUUACUCGAUUUCUAUUUGUUAAUUUGUAAAUUAAAUUAAAUGCGCAACGCAGGAAACAGAAAUCCGUAUAAUGAUUAGACGACCGAAUAUAAUUGUGUCCAAACAAAUAGCGCAAAAAUCUGUGUUUAACAAAUGAAAAUAUGAUAUGCUGCCACCUGUCAACAAAUUAA